CAUGGGGCUCGAACCCACAACCCCAAGGUCAAGAGUCAUGUGCUCUACCAACUGAGCCAGCCAGAUGCCCCUAUAAGAUCUUGACCAAUUUUUUAAAUCUCAGGUAAAUUACUUUAUUUGUAUUCUGCACAAGUUGACAGAAUGAUCUGAGACCCUGAAUUAGAUUCUGAAUUGAUGUUUUUACCUCUUUAUUCAACUAGCUUUUACCAGUACCCAGCAGAUACAAAUGUGAUUUCCUCUGAGUUAUGUUAGUUUAUAAUCCUCUGUGGUUUGCUAUUUAAUUCUGCUUUCCAUUCUGAAGGACUUCUUAGCCUUUGUUCAUUAAUCAUAGGAAACAGUUGUGCAACAUGCCUUGACAUUAACUUGAACAUCUAAAAUUAGUCUUGCUACAAUCAGUGGUUGGGAACAAUGUUUCAGUAGUUUGUGACAUGUGUUAAGUAGACAUUGCAAGAUUGGAAGGAACUCCCUAGAAAAAAAAGUUAUAGAAACUCAUUCACAAAAAAUGACAUCUUGGUUGUAUGAAUGUCUUUGUGAAGCUGAACUUGCACAGUAUUAUCCUCAUUUUACUGCCCUUGGUCUUCAAAAAAUAGAUGAAUUAGCCAAGGUUACAAUGAAGGACUAUUCCAAAUUGGGAGUCCAUGACAUGAAUGACCGCAAACGUCUCUUCCAACUUAUCAAAAUCAUUAAGAUUAUGCAGGAAGAAGAUAAAGCAGUCAGUAGCCCAGAGCAUCCUCUUCAGACAAACAGCCUGUACAUUAAGCCUCAGGAAUCCAGAUCUGGCCCUCGCAGACAACUGCAUUUUGAUUCUCCUGCUGACAACAAAGACAGAACUACCAGCAACAACGGGCUUGAAAUGUGCAGGUUAUCAGAUUCUUCUGUAAACAAACAGAAGUCUAGUUACCUAAAAGUGCUCCAACGCAUGCUGCCGGCUGAUUCCCAACACCAUACAAAAACAAGAAUUCGGAAUGCCACAGCUGCUGGUUCCUAUGUGCAAACAGAAACUAACACUUCACUCUUUUCAUCAAAUCACUUUUCUCCAAUACUGGGGGAUUAUGAUAUUCCCGUUAUUCAAAGAGUCCCUCAUGUUUCAGAGUAUAACUAUGGAAUCCCUCAGUCCUGUAUCAGACAGAACACCUCAGAGAAAGAGAAUCCUUGGACUGAGAUGGAGAAAAUCAGAGUUUGUGUUCGAAAACGCCCUUUGGGCCUAAGGGAGGUACGUCGUGGAGAAAUUAAUAUUAUUACUGUACAAGACAAAGAAACUCUACUUGUUCAUGAGAAGAAAGAAGCAGUUGACCUCACACAAUAUAUUCUGCAGCAUGUUUUUUAUUUUGAUGAAGUCUUUGGUGAGGCAUGCACCAACCGGGAUGUAUACAUGAAGACUACUCACCCACUCAUUCAGCAUAUUUUCAAUGGAGGGAAUGCCACUUGCUUCGCAUAUGGACAGACAGGUGCUGGGAAGACCUACACCAUGAUAGGAACUCAUCAGAACCCAGGACUCUAUGCUCUGGCUGCCAAAGAGAUCUUCAGGCAACUAGAAGUGUCCCAGCCAAAAAGGCACCUCUUUGUGUGGAUCAGCUUCUAUGAAAUCUACUGUGGACAGCUUUAUGACCUCUUAAAUAGAAGAAAAAGGCUCUUUGCAAGAGAAGAUAGCAACCACGUGGUACAGAUAGUGGGACUGCAAGAGCUUCAGGUGAACAGUGUGGAGCUCCUCUUAGAGGUGAUUCUGAAAGGCAGCAAGGAGCGCAGCACUGGGGCCACUGGAGUUAAUGCAGACUCCUCCCGCUCCCAUGCUAUCAUCCAAAUUCAGAUCAAAGAUUCAGCCAAGAGGACAUUUGGCAGGAUCUCUUUUAUUGACUUGGCUGGCAGUGAAAGAGCAGCAGACGCCAGAGACUCAGAUAGACAGACAAAGAUGGAAGGUGCAGAAAUAAACCAGAGUCUUCUGGCUCUGAAGGAAUGUAUCCGAGCAUUGGAUCAGGAACACAGCCACACUCCCUUCAGGCAAAGCAAAUUAACUCAGGUCCUGAAGGAUUCUUUCAUCGGUGAUGCCAAAACAUGCAUGAUUGCCAACAUCUCGCCAAGCCACGUGGCCACUGAACACACUCUGAAUACCUUGCGUUAUGCUGACCGGGUCAAAGAACUAAAGAAAGGCAUUAAAUGUUGUGCUUCAGCUACCAGUCGAAAUCGGACCUCUGGAAACUCUUCUCCAAAACGAAUCCAGAGCUCCCCUGUGGCCCUGCCAGGGGAUAAGUGUUCUCCCAAAAAAGUCAAGCUGGGACUUCAGCAGUCAUUCACAGCAGCUCCCGGUUCCACGAGAGGGAAGGCUCAUCCUCUGGCAAACCGCCCACCCAAUAUCCCUUUUGCUCCUGUACCUAAAGUUCCCAGUAAAAGGGGUGGAUCCAGAGGGAGUCUUCACCAAGAGUGGGUCAUUCAGACUAGCCCUGUGAAGGGAGCCACACGGUCUGGACAUUCAGUCAAAAAAAGCGAAGAGUCUGCCUCAUUGUGCUCUGAGAAAAUUCAAAUGAGCCACAAAGCUGCCCGCAGAUGGGGAAGCAGGACCCCUGGCCCAGGAGAAGACCCGGUGCAUGGCAAACUGCCCUCCAAGUGCAAGAAAGUGCAGACUGUGCAGCCAGUGCAGAAGCAGCUUGUGUCACGAGUUGAGCUCUCCGCUGGCAACCUCCACCACUUAGCAGAAUACAGUCAGGGCAGCAAGGGGAGCACACCUGCCAGGUCUGCCUCUGAAGCUUGGACAGACAUCCCUCCACACCAGAAGGAGAGGGAGGAACAUUUGCGCUUUUAUCACCAGCAGUUCCAGCAGCCGCCUCUCCUCCAGCAGAAGUUAAAGUACCAACCACUGGAAAGGUUUUUAUGCCAGUACAGGCCCCUAGAGGGGCAGCUCCAGAAGGAGACCCCUCCUCCCUUCUGUUCUUACUCUGAGAGCCAGGAUGGAGCCCAAACUGAGGACCUUGAUGACAGCGAUUUCAGUGAAGAUUCUUUUUCACAUGUCUCCAGUCAGAGAACCACAAAGCAGAGAAACACCCUAGAGAAUAGCGAAGGUUCAUUCUUCCUUCAUCAGAGGGAACAAGGACCUGAGGAGCAGGUGGCUGAAAGGCAGCGAAGUCUGCUUUUUAACCCCAGGACAGAUGGUGAUGAGAAGUGUCUAACUGGAAGCUGGAUGUACUCCAGGGACCCCACAAGCCACAGAAGAGCAGCACUUAAUCGUGGCCACAGCCCAAGUAAGUUACCUUUGGACUGGAGCAGAGAGGAGGACUCUACCUCCUCAGCACCUUCUCCCAGAGACAACCUGGCAGAGAAGCCUUACUGCUCACAGGUAGAGUUUGUAUAUGGCCAGAAAAGAGGUGGCAGCCCAGCCUUUGAUCUCAGACAGAAUGCCUUCAGAAGUGAGGUUCCUGGGCAGGCCGAGGGUACUUCACCAUCCCUGGAGGCAGAUGGUUUCAUUUUCUCACUAUCCCACAUUGCAGUUGCAAGAUCUCCAGACCAAAGAGACACAGUCAGUACACCUCUGAAAGAAGUCAGACAAGACAGCCCAACAGCAAAGAACAGUUACGCAUACCAAGACGACGACUCUAAAGGGGAAUCAGGCACAUGCUCUGAAUAUGCUUCUGGAGUGAUGGCUCCCCUCACUGUGUCCCUCCUGGAGAACACAGACAAUGAGGGCUCUCUUUCCUUGGAACAGCUGGCCCAGGAUGGGCCUGUGCAUAGUCUAGCGGCAGUGGACACAGGGGGACCAGCUGUGGACCACACAGUGCCAUCUGAUGAUCAAAAGGCACUUCUGCCAAUCUCUUCGGCAACUGGGCACCUGUGGCUCUCAUCAUCUCCCCCUGACAAUAAGCCUAGUGGUGGUCUUCCAGCUCUGUCCCCAUCACCCAUCCGUCAGCAGCCCCCGGACAAGCUACCCACAAGUGAGGCCGACCUAGGAGGGGUCUGCGAGAGCACAGAGACUGCUCUCUUCUCCCAGGAACAUGUGGGUAGCCAGCAGUAUGAUGCUGAUGCUAAGGACACAGAGCUGAACAGCUCCCAAGGUUUCCCAGGAAAGCCCUUCCCCACCAUACAUACUGGAGGACCCCACCCUGGGCCUAUAUUCACCCCACAAACAGAAAGUAGUGAUAUGGCUGACCAGCCCUGGGCCCAGGAAAGAAAACAUCCAACAGGUCUUGGUUGGCAGGAGCUGAGUUUGUCCACAGACCCCAUCAAGUUGUCUUGCUCCAACACAGACGUCGUAUGGCUCAAAUACAGGCUGAUCCCAAGACGCUUAGCAAGGCCAGGCUCUCCCCUGAUCCCUAGCUGCUCUCCAGAGACAGCAGGAAAAGUCCAUCAGCUCACCCUGGGGCAUGCACAGCAGGUGGUCAUUCGAGCACACCAGGAACAGCUGGAUGAAAUGGCAAAACUGGGCUUCAAGGAGGAGACCCUAAUGAGCCAGUUGGCUCUUAAUGAUUUUGAAGAUUUUGUGACCCAGCUGGAUGAAAUCAUGGUUCUGAAAUCCAAGUGCAUCCAGAGUCUGAGGAGCCAGCUUCAGCUAUAUCUGGCCUGCCACAGGCCAGCCACCGCCCCUGAGAGAACAAUGGUGUCUUAGAGUAAGACCCAGUAUGAGGUGAUGGCAGCUCAGGAGCCUGUGCUGAAGGGGCCUCUGCCAGGUCCUCCCUGCAGAUACCAGACCCACUCCCUGAUCCUUCUCAGGCUACCCUUUCCCUAGCCACACAUGGCCUUGACUGGGCCCCAGCUCCUCUCUCAGGACCAAGACUCUGUCCCUCAAUUUCAAGCACAAGGCCAUCUGUAAGGAAGGACAGAGCAGCCUAAAAAAAAACAAUAUGGCCCUCCCUUUUCUUUGGGGCUAGAAGAGAAUUUGUCUUACUGACCUCUUGUCUGGAAACACACUUGGGUCUAAUAACCUUGUAGAUGUUUCUGAAUUUAAGGCUCAGAGGAUGAGGUCAGUGGUAAUGUAAAUGCCAAAGGCCACAAGCUGGAGAAGAAACCAUGCUGAACUCAGGGGCUUUGUUAGAUGAAUUCUGUUCUUCAAGACUUAGCCAAAAACUAAAACACUGGUGGCUUGUAGUGGGGGCUGGGUGAGCUCUGCCCCAUCAGCCCUUGGAGACUGGUUUGGGGUUUAGGUUGCAUACGUGGGACAGGCUUUAUACCCCCAGUUCCCCUCCCUUCCUGCAAUCCAGACACAGAAGGGAGUGUUCAUAUUACUGCAUUAUUCUUUUCCCAUCUCUGCUUCUGCUGGGAUGACUGGCCUAUUAUAAGCCCUAACAGCACCCAUGCUCCUGUGGCAGGCAGUUCCUGGCUCCUGAGUCCUCACCUGUCACCCCUCUCGUGGCAAAGUUGAAGGGGAGGAUCUCAGGCAAGUCCAUCUCCUAGUGUUAACUUUAACAUGACCCUGACUGUCCACUACCUCAAGAGCCUGUGUUAGUAGUAUCUUGGCAGGAGUGCUCCAGUCAGUAGUCUUGAGAAUCUGAAGCAAAAUUUUUACACACCCUUUUCAUCAGGAAGAGGCUCAAGACAAAGACAAAUACAAACUGGUCCAUCACUUACUAGGGCCUCCCGGGUCAAACUUCAGAUUCAUGUGUCAGCCUUGGCCCGGAUGCCCACUAUAAUGUGUGAAUCUUCAAUUUCUUACAGGGAAAGGACACCUUUGUAAGGUUUUAAAAGGAAGGCUUAAUUAAGAGGAUAGAAGCAUUAACUGGCUUUCAACAAGACUGCAGCCCUGCUGCCCUUUAACUGAUCUGAGCACUAGAGGGCGGCCUCUUUCCUGGCCAAAAGACUGCAGUCUCUCCUCAUAUGAUCACUCAAAAUACUAGACCCAUUCCCAGCCAUGAGCAUAAGGUAGGGACUACAGGAUGGCAUUAAGUAUAAAGACCAGAAACUUCAGGGAGGAAUCUAGUUCUCUCAGCUACAACAGCACCACUGAGAGCUGGUGAAACAGUCUGAAUCCAGUUCUGCCUGCGGCGCACAGCACAUAAACGCCUGAUGCUUCUCACAGGGAAAGGUACUUCCUCGUUUCUGAGUGACUACACCACAGGCCCAGCCUGUCUCACCUCCAGUCUUGCAGGAAGGCAUAUGUCCUUGUUCCAGAGACUGAGCUACGUCAGGUUUGUAACAGAUCCUCAUCUGGGUCUGCCUCUUCAAACCAAAACCCAGGGCAGACUGCAGGGCCAGCUUCUGGGUACCAAAGGCCUACAGUGGGAAGAAAGUACUAAAAAGACAAAAUAGUUAGCUCCUAUUUCAUGAGCAGCAAAUCUAAGCAGGAACCUCUUCACCACCCACCCCAGCCCCUCAGUAAAACAGCACUUGGCAAUAAAUUAUCACAGCAGAACAUACCUUUUAGAGUUUUAUUAGUAGUUCUCUGAAGAAUCAAAAUAGUUAGCAAAUUACUUUAGAUUCAAGACUGUAUAUCCUUUGUAUUUAGAUCUUUAAUGAUGAACAACAUAAUACAAAACAAACGAAAGAGACUGA
This is a messenger RNA of Felis catus (domestic cat), 6471 nucleotides long. It is a transcript of the gene KIF24, whose product is annotated as kinesin family member 24. Gene Ontology annotation, biological process: microtubule-based movement. Bases 503 to 4591 code for a protein of 1362 amino acids. NCBI's taxonomy places the organism in Eukaryota, Metazoa, Chordata, Mammalia, Carnivora, Felidae. The transcript has 13 exons. The record is from RefSeq and is a predicted model, not a curated record. Gene Ontology annotation, molecular function: microtubule binding; ATP binding; microtubule motor activity.